This is a messenger RNA of Cantharellus anzutake, 702 nucleotides long. RefSeq names its product cytochrome P450. The record is from RefSeq and is a predicted model, not a curated record. NCBI's taxonomy places the organism in Eukaryota, Fungi, Basidiomycota, Agaricomycetes, Cantharellales, Hydnaceae. Gene Ontology annotation, molecular function: iron ion binding; oxidoreductase activity, acting on paired donors, with incorporation or reduction of molecular oxygen; monooxygenase activity. Bases 1 to 702 code for a protein of 233 amino acids. The transcript is spliced from 6 exons.
AUGAAUAUCUUGCUUGCUGCUCGUGAUACGACUGCCAGUCUGUUGACUUUUAUGUGCUACUUUCUUGCGAUUCAUCCCGGAGUGCUGAAGAGGCUCCGUGAGGAGAUCCUGACUCUGCGGUCAGGGGAGUCUCCGUCGUAUGAGGACAUUCGCAGUCUGAAAUAUCUGCGUGCAUGCUUGAACGAAACUCUUCGUCUCUUUCCACCAGUCCCAAGCAAUGAACGCGCAUCAGUCAAAACCACAACUCUCCCCCGCGCAUCCCCACUCGAGAAGCCGUUCUAUAUGCCUGGUCCGCAUACCACAAUCUCCUACGUUCCCUUGCUCAUGCAUAGGAGAAAAGAUCUAUGGGGGGAGGAUGCAGACGAUUUCCUACCGGAACGAUGGCUUGAUGAAAAGCGCGUCCAGGAACUGACCAAGGAUCCAUUCAGAUUCUUGCCUUUCAAUGCAGGACCUAGGAUUUGUUUGGGACAAAACUUUGCCUACAAUCAAGCGAGCUUUGUGAUGGUCAAGCUUCUUCAGAAUUUUGACACAUUUGACCUUCGCCAGAAGCAGGAUGCUCCCGAGGGUGCUAUCCCUCCGGAAUCCUGGAAAAACUUGACUGGCCGUGCUGCGUAUGAACAGGUAUGGCCUCGGAACGUGGUUACGCUGUAUGCUAAGGGAGGACUAUGGAUCUAUAUGGGCAUGUCAAGGUCUCAAGAAUGA